Molecule: messenger RNA, 597 nt
Organism: Caenorhabditis remanei
Lineage: Eukaryota; Metazoa; Nematoda; Chromadorea; Rhabditida; Rhabditidae
Exons: 4
Coding region: 1-597 (198 amino acids)
Source: RefSeq, a predicted model, not a curated record
AUGAAGCUACCGAUCCUCAUUGGAAUCCCCCUUCUGCUCCUUUUCGCUCAAGUGGUGUACCCUGCGGCGAUUGUGGUCAAACGGUCGACUGAUGCCGAAAGAAACCAAUUAGUGGAUCAAGUUAACGAACUCCGUGCGCAAAUGGCAACAGCUGCCAAGAUCUCGAACAUGCACGAAUUGAGUUAUGAUAUGGAUCUCGAGAGACAAGCCGAGGCGAUCAAUUGCGAUGCUCCACCGACUGGUUCUUUCAUGGUUGCUGUUGAACCGUCGCCGGAAAUGGCAGCCCAACUCGAGAAACUAUCACAAGAACAACAGGGACAGAUUGAACAUGCAAUGAUGGACAAUGCACUCAAAGCCUUUUUCGGUCCAAAACAAACUCGAAUUGGAUGUGCACAACUCAAUCUGGAUUGUCUUUCAUCUGCAUGUUUGAUUGGUCCCCAUAGCAGUGUUUCGGAGAGUGAUGCCAUUAAAGGAGAACCCGGAUCAAACUGUCCGAAUGGGAAGACGUCGAAUGGAUUGUGUAGAGCAAGUGGAUAUAACUGGAGAAAAUAUUUCAAAGGAGUCAGAAAGGCAAGACAAAUUGGUUCAGAGUGGUGA